AUUAUCUAUUAUUUUCUCGGCAUUCAAACAGCUUUAAAACAGAACUUGAUCACUUUUUAUUGAUUCGAUGAUUAUCUGUGAAAAUCUAUCUCGUUUAACAAAUACCGAAAUGACCAAGAUGAUGAAUCAUUUGGUGUCAAGCACGGACAAUAUGCAGAGGGAAAGAGAGAGGGAAGACGAUUUUUUUCAUUCCGAUGAGCCGCUAGCUAGUUUCGAUGGGUUUGGUGGCUUUGGUUCCAGAAGUAUGUUCUCUAGCCCUUUUGGUGGGAGGGAUCCCUUUAACGAUCCCUUCUUCUCUCGCCCAUUUGGUACUGCUUCUAGUCACACUCAUACUAUGGAGACGGGUACGGAAAAGGGUAUUGUAAUAGAGGAACUGAAUUCCGAUGAAGAGGAACUGGAACAGGAAGAUAGAGGCCAGGCCCCUGGGGAUGAGAAAAUUUAUAGUCGAAAGUAUUCCGGAUCAAGCAAAGAACCAUCUGUUGAGCAUCCAGAUGAUGUUGGAGAUGCAGAGAGGAAAAGCAAGAAUGUGACCUCUCAGAAUGAACCAAACAAGGCCAAAGGGGAACAGCACCAGAAUCGUAGCUAUAGUUUUUGCAAAGUCACUUAUGGUGGUGUUGAUGGAGCAUAUUACACCUCCACAAGAACUAGAAGGGGAGGUGGUGAUGGGAUGAUUGUCGAGGAGACCAAAGAAGCAGAUAAAACAACAUGUCAAGCAACACAUAAAAUCUCAAGAGGAAUUCACGAUAAGGGUCAUUCUGUCACAAGGAAGCUUAAAUCUGAUGGUAAGGUGGAUACAUUGCAAACUUUACACAAUCUAAAUGAAGAUGAGCUUGCUGGUUUUGAAGAUGCGUGGAAUUGUAAUGUCGAAGGACAAUUACCUGGCUGGAAAGCUGGAUCCGGUACACAUGAUUUUGCAGGUUCUAGCAGCAGCGAACACAGGGGAGGGACAAGCUGGGGGAGUUGGCUGCUUCCAGCAACAAAGCAAGCUGAAAAGACCAGAGGAGCGGGAGCAGAAGAUCAAGCCAGAACCAGCGGUGGUGGAAUAGGGAAAAAAGUUGUUAGAAUUAAUAUAGAAUAAUCAUUGAAAUGUGUCGCAAUUAGUAGUAAUGAGAUCUGGAUUGGUACUAUUGCCACCCCAAUUAAAAAAAAAAAAAAAAAAAGGAACUCUGGAUUGAUUUAAAGUCAUUGGUAAAAAUUAAUAUAUGGAGAAGUACUAAUGUCCUACAUUGGUAUUAUUGCCCAAUUGAGUAAUGAGAUCUGGGUUGGAUACGAAGUCUCUGGUGAAAAUUGAUAUUGAACACAGCUUGUCAUCCUACGUGGUACUAAUAUCCGAUAAAGUAAUGGCAUGUAUACUUAUUUGUUUGACACCUUUAUAAAGUCAGAGUGCUCGAGGAAAGUUUAAUUUCAUUUCUCCUCUUUGGUUAGAAUUAAUAACACAGAGAGCUUUUCA
Ziziphus jujuba (common jujube) is the source of this 1450-nucleotide messenger RNA. RefSeq lists its product as uncharacterized. The coding region runs from base 68 to 1078 and encodes 336 amino acids. The record is from RefSeq and is a predicted model, not a curated record. Lineage: Eukaryota; Viridiplantae; Streptophyta; Magnoliopsida; Rosales; Rhamnaceae. The transcript is spliced from 7 exons.